AUGUCUGUAGAGCGGAGGCUACGGGGCCUCCUUGCCUCGCUUGCCACUAUCCCCACCCCCGACCGGUCUCCUGCCUCCCUCUCCGAGCUCAACACCCUUAUCACUCCCUUGCUCCUGGUCGCGCCCUCGUCUAUCUCCCUCCCCCUGCCGCCCACGGGAGAGACACUGACGGCAACGGCUGCGGCGGGCAACCCGCAUUCGGCUGCUGCAAACACCACUCAGGAGAAGGUCGGUGCUCUGGAUGGCUUGCCUGCUGCUCGUGCUGCUCGUGCUGCUCGUGGUCCAGGUGCAGGCGGUGGAGGUAGCACGGCUGCUGCUGCUGCUGCGGCGGCGGCGGCGGCUGCUGCUGCUGCUGCCACCCAUGCACUGAGGCCGAGCAUUGCGUUGGAUGUCUUUGUCGAGGCUGCAGGGCUGUACAUCGCCUUUGGUGAGUAUGCGCAUGCUCAGUCAUGCCUCCUCACCUACUUUCAGUCGGAUCCGCCCACCAACAAGUUUCUGGCCAAGGCACACUUUCUCCAGGGCGAGCUGCUGGUUGUUCCGGCGGUGGAUGAGCCCAUCCAUGGCGAGCGCCUUUCGCUCACCGUUUUAUCGGGCCUCGCUUCGGUCGUCAAGGGCUUUGACCUUGGCCUCACCUCGCCCCGCUACCACUUUCUCCUCUACAACGGCUCGGUCUACUGGUGGCGACUCGCCCGCCCGCUUGUGGUCCCGGGCUUCCGCCACCUGCUCCUCCCCUCCGCCGCACACAUCGUCGAGGGCCUCGACGCUGUUGACGAGCCCGAUCUCGCCUGGCGCGCCCGCCUCAUGCACCUCCUCGCCCUCUGCCACGAGGACAACAACGACCGCGCCGCCGCCCUGCACACCCUCUCGCGCGCCGCCGCUCUCGCCGACAAGGCCGCCGCCACUGAGCGCGCCGCCAUUCUCUCCAAGUCUGGCUCGCCGCCGUCGACUCCGUCGCUCGCCCGCUCGUCGUCAGCCCGCGGCCAACGCACAGGGCGGGCUGCCCGGGCCGCCACCCCACCCAAGCGUGCUGCGACCAAGCACGGCCGCCAAGAUUCACCGUCGGCCACCGUCCCAGACACUCCGGUUCUCGAGCUCUGCAGGCUCAUUUACCGCACCCAGAUCGAGCUCUCGCCGCCGUCGGCCGCUGCCAACCUGGAAAAGUCUGCUACUUCCUCGGCCGCUUCGUCAUGGCUCACGGCCUCGCCGUCGACACCCGCCGUCCUCAAGGCCCUCGCCCGCGUCGAGCUCGUCAUGUCCUCGCCCGAGCCGCGCGCCAGCCUCAAGCUCCUCCACGAAGCGUUUUCUCUCCUGGUAGGCGCGCCCAUUCCGCCGCCCGCCGCACCGACCUCCGAGUGGCCGACCGUCCCGUCCUCGCUCUCGUUCCCUGGCCAGGUACUCCUCGGCGAAGUUGGUCUCCUCGCCGUCUUCUACGGCGACCUGCACGUCGGCCGUGUCGCCGCCGCCGCCGCCCACCAGUCGCGCAACCUCGGCGCCCGUAUCCAAUCCGAGUACUCGCUCGCCAUGCUUCGUGUCGCCGACAUGGGCCCGGCUCAGUUUGCCUUUUCCAAGGACAUGGUUGAGACCCGCGUCGAGUCACUUCGCAUGCUCGAGCAGGCGCUGCACUCGGCUACCCGCCUCGGCAACGCAGGCAUCAUCGAGGCCGGCGCGGUCUGCAUCUGGAACCUUGUGCUGCCGCUCCUGCAACCGAACCUUCGCCACCUCGCUCAUCGCCCCAUGCACCUCGCCGCCACCGCUCUCGCGCGCAUCUCCUCGCCGCUUCGCACCCUCAUGUCUGACCUUCACACGGAGCUUGCACACUGUGAGAUUGCCGACGACAUGCUCUCCAAGGCCGCCAAGCACGUCGCCAAAGGCCUGGCCGCAGACCUCGUCGACCGACAUGCUUCGCGCAUCCUCAACCCGCUGGCCCACAAGCUCCGCCUCCGCACCAACAUCUACGAUAAGGUCUCGUCGCCGCUCGACGAAGCCACCCUCCUCCAUGAGCAGGCGCUUCUCACCCGCGACCCCACCCUCGCCUCCAACAUCCUCCUCUCGGCCAUGCAGUGCCUCUCCGACUUUCGGCCCGACCACGACUCGCCUGACCUCCACCACACCCUAGCGCUCUGGGGCAAUCUCGCAAAGACCGCCCGCGCCUCGCACCUCCAUCAGGCCGCCUAUGACGCCGCCAAAGCUUACCUCAAGCUCGCCGGGGAGGUCUCCUCGGCUGCGCUCGCCCGCCACGUGGCCCUCCUUCCUGAGCCGGUCACCGCCGCAGACCUUGCUCUCCCACUUGCCUCGCGCACCGCUGCGGCCCCGAGCCGCGACGCUGCACCGUCGCCGGCCUCGCCGUCGCGCUCAUCGGCCCGCGCUGCUGCGGCCCUCCGCUCGGCUUCGGACGAUGCCCUCCACGAUUCGUCGUCACACCUCCCGAUCCCGGUGAGACUCACCGCGUCAGCAACCGAGCUCGACGCCGCGUUGGCGCCUGUCCUGGUCCCGGCGCCCGAGCUCUCGCUCGCCACCUCACUCGCCACGCCGCCUCCGGCGCGCCCUGGCUCGUCGGGCCGGACACCGCAGGCUCCGAGCCAGACCGCAUCGCCGGCCCGCGCCAGCUCCAAGCAGUCGGCCUCGUCCGCUGCCAGCCACUCGCCGCCUUCGGCACUGAUGCCUGCGGCGAGCGUGGUCGGGCCAGCACCGCGCCCGCCGGUAACCCCAGUCGCCCGCCCGGUUACCCUUCAGGAGGAGGACGCGCUCCGCCAGCGCGCCGCCGUCUAUUGCAUCCUGGUCGAGGCUGCCAUCGCCCUGCUAGAGGCUUCCUUCCGAGUCACCGCCCGCGACAUUCUCGCCCUCGAGGUCUCGCCUGGCGACUCGCCGUCGGCCAAGCCAGUCCUCACCGGUAUUGCGUCGCGAACUGCGUCGGUCCUCGCCUCGGCCGACCUCACCCAGCUCGCCCGGCUUGUCACCUUCCGCGACGAGAUUGUUGCUUCGCUCACCUUUGCCACCCACAUCGGCAUUGUGCUCGGCGACCCGGUUGUAGCCUCGAAUGCCGCCAUCUACCUCUGGAACCACUUUCUCCCGAUUUUUGACGCCGCUGCCAAGCUCUUUUCCCGCGCCGAGUCCAUCGCCCGCGACUCGCCGCCGCCGCCGCUCGAAGCCCGCCGCAUGCUCGCCUCGGUCCUCGACCCGGUCCUCGCCCUCCUCGCCAAGGACGUGCCCUACUGGGGUGGGCCGGACUCAGACCCGCCCCCGCGCCUCCCUUCACUCGCUGGCAUCAUGGACCCGUUUUCGAGCGCGUCGUCGGUGCUGUCGAGCCAGCCACAGGCCAGCACACCUCACCCUACAAGCGCCACUCACUCGUCGUCCUCGCUCGACCAGCCGCCGGCGGCCGACACCCUCGGAUAUUCGGUCCGUGGCCUUGACCUGCUGCCUUUCCUGGCGGGCUCGACAAACACACCGCCGCAGGCUGUCGGCCUUCUCUUUGCGCAGCUGCACGUCCUCGUCCGCCCGCUCUACGUGGCCUACGCCGGGCUCGGCGUCAUGACCCUCCCGUCGUCGCCGCUUGCCCGGCGCAUUGCGUCGCGACCCUGGCUCCGCGCGCCCGAGCCGCGACUCUUCCACGACAUCUCCAACGCUCUCGCCCAUGCGCUCUUUGCCUCGGUCGGUCUUGCUGCUGCGCCGCUCGCCGACGCUCUGCCCGUCUCUCUCGCCACCUCGCUCUCUGCAUUUCUUCCCGCAUCCAAGACGUACGUGGACGUGGCGCGGACUCUCCUCCGCGCAAACAUGCCUGUUGCCGCUGUCGAGGACGCGCAAACAUUGCUCUCUUCGCUCGUUGUUGCUCGCCGGCUAGCAAGCUCCAACGAGCCGCUUGUCGACGCUCGAGCACCCAACAGUCACCCGUUGCUCCCGGUCAUCGCCGCCGUCGAGACACUCAACUACCCAUCGUCGGUCGACGAGCAUGCCUCGGUCCUCCGCUCGGCGCUCACGGCGCUCCACGAGGUCUCGCUCCUCGGUGGCGCCUCGGGCCCGCCCGGCCUCGACACGUCGGCAGCAAGCAUCGCGCCAUCACCCAGUGGCGGGCGGCCCAAGUCGCGGGCAGCGAGCUCGCCUAGUCCUGGUCCGCCGCGCGGCCCCGCACCGCUCCCGCCGCCCGCGCUGGUGGGUCAGCUCUACGUCCGCGCCGCCCGUGCCGCUCUUGACCUCACAGCCUAUCCGAUUUCCCUCCUUGCUGCCCGGCGUGGCCUGGUGCUUCUGCUGGGCAGCGACGGCGCACCGGCGCUCGUCGCGCUCGCCCAUAUGGUCAUGGGCGAGGCCACGCUUGGCCUCAUCUCACCACGCCAUCGGCUGUCGCGGCAGAAUCGGGCGCGGACCUUUGCGCUCGAGCAGUUUGUGGCCGCUGCGAGGCUCGGCAAGGCCCACGCCAACCUUGACACGGUCCUCACCGCCGCCACACACUUUUGGAACCUUGUGCCGGCCUUUGUCACCUCGCUCUCGCUUGUCCGGGUCCUUCUCCCGCAGCUUCAGGAGGUCAUCAACUCGCUCCUUGCCUUUGACCGCAGCAUCGCGUCGUUGCAGCUAGUUGUCUCACUCUUUCGCCUCUCGUUUGAGUGCUACGCCCGGCUCGGGAUGUGGGACGACGGACUCUCGGCCGUCGCCGUCUACCUCUCAACUGUCUCGGUCAAGUUCCACGACCUCAUCUGGCGCGAGCGCAUUCUUUUCAAGUCCAAGUCUGGCAAGGACUUGCGGCCAGAACUCUCCAAGAUCAUCGACCUCGAUCCAACCAUUCAGGCCCAGAUCUGGCUGACCCUCGCGCGGGCGGCCUCGCAGCCUGCCGCCCGCAUGGCCGCUUACCACAAGGCCAUUGAGGUCUUUGAGCGAGAGCCGUGGCGCAAGGUCGACAUCUUGGUCGAGUUUGCUCAGUUUCUGUACGAGACGCACGCGGACGGCCUCGAUAUCACUGACGUGCUGGAGGAGGCGGCCGACCUCUUGCUCGACUUGGUCUCUGACGAGCAGCGUGCGCGACGCAACUCGGUGGCAGAGCUGCAUCUGUUCCGACUCGGCUCGAGUGGCGCCAAGUCCGAGAGCCAGCAAGCCCGCGUUCCACCCAAGCUCUCGGCCUCGCAGCUCGAGAUCCUCGGCCGCAUCCACACUAUGCUCCACAUUGUGAGCACCGAUGCCGCCGCCGCUGUCGACUUUGCGCUCAUGGCGCAGCACUUUUUCGAGCAGCUCUAUGCCGCCGCCGCCGACCACGCCCGCGCGCUCCUCGAGGCCCUCGUUGCCGCCUACCCGCAGCUUGCCCCAUCCGACUCGGCCGACCGCGUCGAGGCUGCCGAGUCGGAGCCGCCCAAGGAAAAGGCAAAGGCCAAGUCAAAGGACAAGGACAAGGAGCGCGAAAAGACAAAGGCAAAGGCUCGCAACUCCCGCCGUGCUGCCCUCGAAGCCACGGCGUCGACCUCGUCGUUUGCGCCCGACGCCACUGCAGCCGCAGCCGCUUCGGAAGCCUACGACGCACUUUGCACAGCGCUCGACAAGUUUGGACUUCCCGACUCGGUCUACGGUUGGCUCACCGCGCCGCUCGCCAGUGAGUUUGCAGAUGCGCUCACUGCCGCCGCCGCGGUCCUCGCUGACGUGGGCUCUGCCCCCGGGGGUGCGAGCGGCCUGGCUGCCGGCGACUCGCUCGUCUCGCUCGACGAGGCCGCCACCGCUGCCGACGGCAACAGCGCCGCCUCGCCAGCAGACGCCUCCGCGCACGCUGCGCUGCCUAUUGCUGCGCCGCAGCUGACGUUGUACUACAUCAACGCGCUCAUCGAGUUUCUGGAGCAGGCUGGAUACUCGUUCCACGUGCUCCCGCUCAUCCAUCUCGUCCACCUCCUCGGCUCUGUUGCUGGCGAGUCGCGGGCGUACCUGCAGUGGAACCGCCAGCGGCUUGCCAAGCAGCUGGAGACGCUCAAUCUCGCAGACCUUGCCGCCGAUCUCCGGAUCCGGCCGGUGCAGCUCGCACUCGACAACGCAGUCAAGAUGGAGCACGCCGACGUCAUCCACCAGGAGCGCGAGCUCCGCAAGUUUGCCGAGACCCGCCCAUUGCACUCGGUCCUCAAGUCGUCGAGCCGCAAGACGGGAGACGUCGUCAGCGCUAGCACAAACCGCACGCUCCUUGAGCUCGAGCCGGUCACGCCGAUGCGGUCGGUGUGGGUGCUCAAGGGCGACUCGCUUGCCAGCGAUGGUGCGUACGACCUUGCGGUCCCGCUCUACAACGCUGCCCUCGAUCACGCUCGCGCCUUUGGGGACGAGCUUGUGCUUGGGCUCGCCUACAAUGGGCUUGCCCGCGUUGCCCUCGCCCGUGCCCGCAUCCUCGGCACCUGCGGCUCGGGCCCAAACGCCCGGACCCAGCUCAAGACUGCCGACAAGGAAGACGGCGUCGCCUCCGACUUUAUCGACCAGGGUAUCGAGUACGCGAUGCUUGCUCGCGGCACGGCUGGUACAGCCAAGUUCUGGCUGGACAACUCGACGCUGCUGGCAGACUUGCUAUGCGAGGCCGCCCCGUCGCCGCGGUUUGCCGAAGCGCUCGCCAUUCUCGGCGAGACCGUCGACAUCCUCACCGAGGCCUCACGGGGCGUCCAAGCCGGAAAGGCCCUCCUUGACACCGCCAUUGCGCUUGUCCGCCGGCACGAGGGCAGAGUCCACCUCGCCGCUGCGCUCACUGCCGACUCGGGCUCGCCAGACCCGGCCCGGCUCGAUGCUGCACUUGCCGCCUUUGACGACGCAGUUGUCCUGCUCAAGGCGCUCGGCGGUGCGCAUGCGCUCCUCGCACACACGCUUGUCGAGUAUGCGCAGGUGCUGCAGCUCAAGUCGGGGACGAGCCUUGGCCAGUUUGAGGCCGUUGGCAAGGUGCUGGAGGAGGCCGAGGCUCAGGCAGCGGCGUGGUACGCCGCGGUCUCGGUCCAGGCCAGCGGUCCGCUCGCGGUCCGGGUCUCGCUCCCGGCCGCCCGCGCGCUGGCCGAGCUCAAGCUCGCUCUCGGCAAGACGCUCGUGUCCAUUGUCGGCCUUCGCCCAUCGCCCGAAGACGCGUACGCCGACUUUCCGACGGUGGUCGCAAAGUACUUGCUUGAGACGAUGGAGCUCGAGACGCCCGAGCAGAUCCUGCCGGCCCAGGAGCGGGCACUCAUCCACAUGUCGUCGGCAUACAACCUGGCGCCGGUCCCGGGCCUCGCCUCGCGCGCUGCUCUCUGCCUCGGUCGCACCCUACUUGACAUUGCUGUCCGCCGCGGCUACCUCAUCCUUCAGUGGGGCGAGCCCGAGUCGGACGACGACGACGAGUCGGAUCUCGACCGCUCGAGCUCGAACUCGUCAGCUGACGAGAGCGAAGAGCAGUCUGAUGACGGCGACGGCGACGGCGACGACGACGAUGCUGAUGACGACGAAGAUGACGACAACGACGACGAAGGCGACGAAGGCGACGAUGGCGACGACGACGACAAUGACGACGACGAUGACGACGAUCCUGUCGACAGCAAUGGCCGCCGCGUGGUACGUAAGAUGGACGCGUCGAUUCGUGUCCUCGCUCGCGAGCAGGAACACCUGUACCUGGUCGACCAGGCCGCUCAGUACCUCAAGCUUGCCGUGGUGGGCGCGCUGGCGGCGGAAGCAUGGGAGGUUGCGCGCGAGGCGUGCCUCCACCUUGUGCAUCUGCAUGGCGUGCUUGAUCCGGAGGCGUGUGCCCUGUUUUGCCUCCUCGCGCAGUGCGUCGAGGUGCGGAUGCAGGCCGAAGAGCUUGUAGUGGCAGCUGCCGACGUCCGCGACCCGAACGCGAUGCUGCUGCGGCAGCGGCAGGAACAGCGGAAGCACUCGCUGAUCGGCACUGUUCCGCCGCUGGCCGAGCACGAUGCAGUCGCGGCCGCACUUGGGCGGCAGAGCGAGUCGUGGCGGGCGCUAGAGCUCUCGGUCGAGAACCUUGAUUUGUUUGGGCCGCCGGCCAAUGCUCUGGCGCGGAUGCUAGAGCCGCUCGGCAACAGCUUGCUCGUUGUGGCGCAUGUCGGCUCGCUCGACGGCGUUUGGCUGUACUCGGUGGUCGCCGCCGCCGGCGGCGGCUCGCGGGCGAGGGUGGUGCGGAGCAAGCGGAGCGGCGCGCAGCUGUUGGCGGCCGAAAAGGCAUGUGCCGCGCUCGACUUACAUCUGCGGCGUGGCCUUCUCAAGGAAGACAACGAGUUCCACCUGGCUACGCCCGGUCCGGCUCAGAGCGAGGCAGCGGCCGCGCCCGAGCCGGUAGCCAAGUCCUCGGGUGCAUCGGGCUCGGCGCGGGGCUCGGGCUCCUCGCGAAGCCGUCGGUCGCGGACAAGCGCACCCAGUGCGGCAGCGGACAAGGGCGAGAAAGCGCCUGCCGCUGCAGUUGUGGACCCGAUCAAGGUUGUGCGGGCGAUGGCAAGCGGCCGGGUAAGCAACCCGCAGGCGUCCGCCGACGAAAAGGCGUGGAGCGAGCUGCUUGACGCGCUCAACGCGUGGUCACUGGAGAGCGGUCUUGUGGCUGCCGUCCACGAGGCGUGCGUCCAUCGGACGUGUUCGACGUUUGAGAGCGUGGUAGUGUUGGCGCCCGAGGCGCUGUCGAUGCUGCCAUGGGAGGCGUUGGCGGUGUUUAGCGCGCUCCCGCUCCUCUGCGACGAGGUGGCGGCACUCGGUACCGUCGGCGUUGCACGCGAGUUCUCGGUCGGGCUCUUGCUCGCGGCGCUGAGGUCGCCGAUCCUCGGCGCAGAGGUCGAGACCAGCGCCGGAGCUGGGCUAACGACAGGAUCAUCAGGAUCGCGGCGGAGCGGCAGUGUGGCGGGCGGGCCGCGAGGGAGUGUCGACAAAAACUCGGUGACGUAUGUUGUCGACCCACUCAACGAGCACCACGUACACGAGGCCUUGCUGCCCGCUGCCGCGCGUGACUCGAGUCCGCCAGCAGUACCGGCGGCGACGCCCAAGUCGGCCGUGCCGCCGCGGCUGGCCGGGAUGCGGGCAGCGUCACGGGCUGUGUCGCGGGCGGGCGAGAGCGGCAGCAGCGGCGGGUGGACUGACGUGGCGAUGACAGUCAUGUGCGACGGCUGGCGCGAGGCUUUGGCGAGCCACGGGCAGACGACGCGGGCGUGGUCCGGCGUCCUCGGCGAUGAAGCCGGUGUCGGCGUCGAGCAGUGGCAGAGACUGCUGGUGCAACACGCCGAUGGCGCGUUUGUCUACUCGGGCCUUGGCAGUAUGUUCUCGUACCUACCGCUGUCGGCAGUGCUCUCACUCAACCUCUCAUCGCUCCAUGCGGCCAUCCUGCUCGACCAGGUCCGAACCGAAGAGUCGCUUCUCCGCGAGCGGCAGGCGCUGCUGCGGACAGCAAAGGCAGCUGAGCGGCGCGCUCUCAAGUCGCCGUACCUCGCUGCACUCGCACUGCGCAUCACCGGCAUCUCGUGCGUUGUCACCAACGCGCGGAGCACGGCGUACCCGCCAACCACGCUCUCCUCGUCUCGCUCCUCCGCUCGCUACCAUCGCGUCCGCUCGCCCGGCGGGGCCAAGGCCGGCACCCCCAACGAGGAUCCCCGGAGCUGGAAGGCGGCGCUGCUCCACAGCGCUGUGGUGUAUGGCUGGGCCGGCUGGGGCUGGAAGUGA
Messenger RNA from Thecamonas trahens ATCC 50062, 9618 nucleotides. RefSeq lists its product as uncharacterized. The record is from RefSeq and is a predicted model, not a curated record. NCBI's taxonomy places the organism in Eukaryota, Apusomonadida, Apusomonadidae. Gene Ontology annotation, biological process: axoneme assembly; cilium movement involved in cell motility. The coding region runs from base 1 to 9618 and encodes 3205 amino acids. The transcript is spliced from 2 exons.